GGCUUGCGAGCAAUGGAGACGGGGCUAGUGGUGCUCGUGUGGAGUACAGUCGAGUGAGGGGGCGGAGGGGCCGGUCCGGUCAGCUCAAGAGUGCGGAGGGAGGGCCCGCCUUGUGGCUUCCUGGCCCCCCGCACCGGACGGCUGUAUUAUAGAUGCGCAUCCAAGCAGCCGGGCGGCGGGGGCCAGUGAACGGGCGCAGUAAUGUGACCGGUCGGGGGAGCGUUCAGCGAGUUUAACUAUUAACCAUCGAGACAUCCGUACUGGACCAGUACCAUAGAUAAAGGCGUGCACACCGGCGAGCCUGAGCGCACGGAACCAGGAGGUGGAGGAUACAUGCAGCCGGCUUGCUCCUACCCAGCCUCGAUCGCCGUAUCACGGCCACAAAAAGCUGACUGCCCACUGGGGUCGGAGAAGUCCCUUUCUGUGGCUGGUAAUUCAAUCCUCGGGCUGCGGACCUUUAAAUAUCUUCACUGAAGAGACCUUUCCAGCAGCCACGUGGUGUAAGCCCACACGGAGCAGCUUGCAUUGAAUGGAGAACAUACUGGUCCUGCUCCCAAAACAUCGACAGGAACACAGGCUCUACAGACAAACGGCUGCAUGUGCCUUGCUGCAAUUACUUUAUCCCAGAGCAGUUUCCCUCUGGGCUUUAAUGCUGACCAUCACUCCCUGUAGACCUUUUUAAUGGGAUAAAUUAUUUAGACAGAUCAGGUUGAAAACCAGGUCAGGUGAUCAGGUCACUUCAGAACAGUUUGGCAGAUCUCGUCUAUUAUACUUUCUUGUCAAGACCAUUGGCUUUCAAAGGCUUCCGCAUGGUACUUUGGUCGAAAGAACAAGACAAACUGCCCGACAUCAACAUGUCCUCCGGGGCCGUUGAGGUGAAGAAAGAGGGGGGGCCCCUCGGUCCGGCCUUCCUCAACUCCAACUCCUCUGUCCACCCAGUGAUCCUCACACAGGGACCUGAGGAAGGGAGCCCAGGAACUGGGAGUGAGUUUGAGCUCAAAGAGGUUACAUCUUUCACAGAAAUGACCAAUGAAACCCCAGAGAACGAAGAGAGGUUGGAGAUAGUCGCAGUGAUGGACUGUCGGGCCAAUGCUAAAGGUCAGCGGGAGGAGGAUGCUCUCUUGGAGAAUGCAAGCCAGAGCAAUGAGAGCGACGACACCAGUAAUGAUCAGAGCCCUGAACCACCGGCACCCCUCAAGGAGACCUCCUUCUCAAUCGGUCUGCAGGUGGUUUUUCCCUUCCUGCUGGCCGGGUUUGGGACAGUGGCGGCAGGAAUGGUGCUAGACAUUGUCCAGCACUGGACGGUGUUCACGGAGGUGUCAGAGGUGUUCAUCCUGGUUCCAGCACUGCUUGGGCUGAAGGGCAACCUGGAGAUGACGCUGGCCUCCAGACUCUCCACAGCGGCUAAUAUUGGUCAGAUGGACACAACCAAGGACAUGUGGAACAUGAUCAUGGGGAACCUAGCUCUCAUUCAGGUCCAGGCCACAGUCGUGGGGUUUCUGGCGUCCAUCGCUGCUGUGAUCUUCGGUUGGAUCCCAGAGGGCCACUUCAGGCUGGGCCACGCCGUGCUGCUUUGUGCCUCCAGUGUAGCCACUGCCUUCAUUGCUUCUCUGUUACUAGGUCUCAUCAUGAUUGGCGUGAUCAUCGCAUCCAGGAAAGUUGGCAUCAACCCAGACAACGUGGCCACACCUAUUGCCGCUAGCCUGGGAGACCUGAUCACCCUGUCCCUGCUGGCUGGCAUCUCCACAGGACUGUACAAGGAACUAGGCAACCACGACUACGCCAAUCCACUGGUGUGUGCGGUGUUUGUGGCGUUGUGUCCGCUGUGGGUGCUUAUCGCCAGGAAGAUCCCAUCCACCCGAGAAGUCCUGUACUCUGGAUGGGAGCCGGUCAUCAUCGCCAUGGCCAUCAGCAGUGUGGGCGGUCUGAUUCUUGACAAGACCGUCACCAAUCCAAACUUCGCUGGUAUGGCUGUGUUCACCCCAGUCAUCAAUGGUGUGGGAGGUAACCUGGUGGCAGUUCAGGCAAGUCGAAUCUCCACCUACUUGCACAUGAAUGGUAUACCAAUGGGGGAUCCCAACCCCACAUCCAGAAACAGGAAGUGCCCUACGCCCUGCACCACCUUCUUCACCUCCACUGUGAACUCCCGUUCGGCACGUGUGCUGUUCCUCCUGGUCGCCCCGGGUCACCUCGUCUUCCUCUACACCAUCAACUCACUGAGGGGGGGACAUACCACACUAACGCCCAUCUUCAUCACCUUCUACCUGGCCGCUGCCAUGCUGCAGGUCAUUAUCCUUCUCUACCUGGCGGACUGGAUGGUCCACUGGAUGUGGGGCAGAGGGAUGGACCCCGACAACUUCUCGAUUCCCUACCUGACUGCUCUCGGUGACCUGCUGGGAACGGGCUUCCUUGCCCUCUGCUUCCACAUGCGCUUCUUCAUCGGGGACAGAGACUCCAAUCUGGGCAACUGAUUGCAUCAGCAAACAUUUGCCCGCCACACACGGACGCCGAUGAUGAUGAUGAGAACAGGAAGCCUCCUAUGACAGGGCUAAUCCCGCGUAGGGCUCUGAUUGACGAUGUAGUGCUCUAACAGGUCAGUAGUUUACAUCUCCAUGAUAACUGAUGCACGAAAGCCUGGAAAUAUUUGGAAACUCGUACUCAGCACCACAGACUUCGCUUCAUUUUUAUCCUUAAUAACAGAGCACCCCGCCUCUGUUAUUAUUUUACUAUUGUAAAUGAUUAUUAUGUUCGGUAAAUAAUACAUUUGAUGUAAAUCGAUAUAUAUUCUAUUUUGAGAGGCUAUUCCUCAUUAUUUUCAAUGGGGACACUAGCCGGUGUAUCCAUUUUUAAUAGAGCAACAAAUCCAAGAUUGCAAAAAAAAACAAAUAAACAAGAACAAGCCAAGAUUGCUUAAUCACCAAGUGCUUUGUCUUGAAAUCCGAUGAAAUCAGUGAAAUGCAAAUGUGUUCUUUGUGCUUUCGAAGAGUGUACAUGGCUGCUUCGCCACGAGGCUGCACCGCAAAUGUCGCAGUUUGUGUCUCCUUUCAUGCCAUUUCAAGACAUCUCGAUUCUACUUCUCCUUCAGACGUCCGCCACAGUCAUGAGGUGACACAACUUCCUGUUUUUGACCGAACCUGCAAAGCAAAUAGUGCAACCGCAGCCUGAUCCUGAUUAGUCAAAUGAAAUGAAAAUGCUACGACUUGCCGAACAAUCCGCCAAUGCGGCACGAAAGCAAGCUAGGUGUUGUGUUACGCAAGAGCUCAGCUAAUGGAGCACAACAUGAUCAUGAGUGAGGAUGUGCUCGCAACAGUCGUUUGGUACCUGUCGUGUUUCACGUGACGACCCCCGCUGGCUGAAAGCAGCAACGUCAUUAAAAAGAUGUGACUUGGGGCCUGGCCCAUUAGAAGAAAAAUAAAAACCAGCACCAAAGACUCCCGUCAGUCCUCAGAGAGCUGAGAAUGUGAGCACAAAGUUUUUCACCACUUUAUAUCCUGCGUUUAGUCAUAGAAUCCACAUUUUCAAAAAUGGACAGUUGGAGUUGCAUUCAUAGGACACCAAUAUGUGUUCCCUCUUUUAUCACGGGGGGUAGGUUCCCAAAAUAGCCCGCAAAAAGUAGCCAAAUUAAUUUUUUAUAUAUGUUUUAAGGCCGUAAAAAGCCCUCACCGUACACUUGAUACACUUUUCUCAGACAGGCAAUAACAUUUUCUCACAUUUCUCUCGUUUAAACACUCUCAAAAAAGUUCUCAAAAACAUUCGUUCGCAUUUUUAACGGUCAUGUUUGUUGUUGAUGUUUGUUCACCAAGCGCUGAGAUUUCGCAUUUUGUUUGGCGGUCUUUGAACGCACCAUAGUUGUUCUGAGUUGCAACAGUGACAUUUAUACGUACCAACCUGGCCUCGAAACUUGCAGGACUGUUUUUCCAAAACAUAUUCAUGAAUAAAUCCUGCUGCUUCCUGGUUGAAUUGGGCCUGUUAUGAGCCCAAGAAAGAUGCAUACUUAAGCAAAUAUGGAUCUUUUUGCCUACAAUAAGCAAUCUCAAGCAUAAAAAUGGCUAAAUGAACAAAAAUAGAAAUAUGUGAUGAUAUGUCGUAUUCCACACUGGUCACCAGGUGUCAGUAAUGUUACUCUAAUGUCCAAUGAGACACACAAGCACCAGACCUGAUCGCUGGAACAACGGGCUUUUAUUGCAGGUUUGAAGGAUCUCACAACAGGAACAAUAAUCCCUGACGCGGCCAUAAGCCACACCAAGCUAAAACUCAACUCUGAACCCCCAGUGACACUUCCUGUCCGUCCCCUACUCCCCUUCCCCGGAGCACACAAGCUCAUAUUUUGCCAUAAAUGUCUUAUUUUCUGUUAUUAUGUCUACUAUAUUGGCUAAUACGUGCAUAAAGGUGACUAUAGGGGUGUUAUGUCAUGUCUGCAGGGCUCUAAUAAUGUUAAAAAACAUAUUUAGAAGCUUGUAAACAGGUUUUCUAAGCAAUAACUGUGAAAAUAUUCCACUUAUGACGGGCUUGGAACCAAUUAACCGUGAGAAAUGAGGGAUUAUUGCACAUGUCCGAGCAUACCUUGAAUUUGAGAAGACUCUGGCCCAUCACUGCCGAGUUUUUUGUCAAAACAAAAUAAAAACAAGCCAAAACAAAAUCUUUUACUGUCAUGAGCUCCAACAACUGUCCGUGUUUUCCAUCGCCCUCUCUUUGCUCGUAAGUGAGCGAGCAAAUGGAGGCCUUUUAAGUUACAGAGAGACAACUAAACUGCAUUUUGGACACUUGAACGACGGGGAGUCCAUAAAGGUUUCUUGGCUAGAACCUGCACGACACGCUUGAACGAGACGCCACUCGUCAGACUUGUGUGUUGUCUCGAAGGGGCCAGAAGGAUGCAUGUGCACAUCCUGCGAAUGUGAAACAUGUUGUCCGUCAAUCUGAUGUUCAGAGGAAAAAAAAAGUUAAAAUUGUGAUUUUUUUGUUUGUUUGUUUGUUUUGUAAUUCUUUGAUCUAAUCACAACUCAUCUUGGUGAUCACGAACGUGAUGUAAAAAAAAAGAAAAAAAAAGCAACUACUUAAAUGAAAAGUGCACUUUUUGCAAAAAAAAAAAUUGCCCAUCUUUCACAAUCCUCACGUGAGACAUGAACACACGCUACUACCUGCUGUGAGCCUCGCCGUGACAUUUUGGUCAUUUUAAGCAUUACCGGAACUUUCUUUCUGGGUGCAUUGAUUUCACAUAGCAGCAUAGAAAGGAUCGCUACACCUAGCGUUCAUUUUUCCAAACUCAAAAACACAACAGCAGUGGCGGCAGCGCCAACCUUUCGGUAGUGGCCUGAGGCGUUGUGAGCGAAUUGUACAGUGAAGCUAGUUGCCAGCCGGCUACUAGCUAGCCCGUGCGUUGUGGCGAGGUGUCACUACGCCAGUAAUGUAGUUCUUGGGCAUAACAGCUAUUUUUCUAAAGGCAACCCCUUCAGCACCAGCCAUUUUAGACAAUCUAGACUGAUCUUUCAAGGCACACGGAAUAUUGUGUUUAUGGUUUUAUAAACGUGGAACCUACCAGAAGAAAGAUUAGACUUCCCGUCUUUCAUCAGAAGAAAAAAGUUUGUUUUUGUUGUUGUUGUGUUGAUCUUUAGAACACACAGAAAACAUGUGUUCAUGUCUCACAAAAGGCUCGUGAAUGAUGUGUGAACUUGUCCUUUCAAUCUGAUACGUUUGCGCAGGUCCUGUAUUUUUUAAAGUGCACACAAGAGGGCGCCGUAACUGCAAAUGUUUUGAGCAUUUCCGUGUUAUCUGGGUUCCAAUCCACCUUUGGGGACGUAAGAUGUUGUUUAGCUUUUACAGCAUUUCACGUGCUACUUCUGGAAGAGGGCAGAUCAUGCUUUGUCUAUUUAUUUUUAGAAGCGCACAAAGCAAUUUGUACAUACUAUAUUUAUUCUAUAUGUAAGGUUGUUAUGAUGUCAUUUCAUUGUGACUCUGUUACUUUUUUCUUCUUUUUUGUGCAAAUGACCAGUAGAGCUUUUUUUGCCACUUGCUACGAUAGCGACGAACUAUUGCACGGUGCCUAACACACGUCACACUUAUGCAACACACAGGGACACCUCUAAGACAUAGAAUGGCCUUAACCUCCAUGAGCCUCAGAGUUGGUAGCUUCUUUAAUCAGCCUUGAUUAAUAAAUGAUGUACAGUACCUUGAUUGUGACGUGCCAUGUAACGUAGUAACUUUGUGUGAUGCAACAGGCAGUGACAGUAUGUACGUCAACACCUCAGAAGGUUGGCUACACGGGCCGCCAGGAGGGGCUGGGGACAAAAAUGAUGAGCAUAAACAACGGAUUUCACGCCAGGAACCCUGCAGUGUUUCAUCAAAAAUAAAUAAAUAAACACAACACUUUUGAUUUGCUUGCUCCCAUUUUUCACGAGCCAAUGCAGUUAAACUGGUACCUUUUGGAUUGGCCUUUUGGUAUAGCCACCCUUAGGCAUCCCUGUUUUUGCUGUCAUUUUUCACAAACCGGUGCGGUUAAACUGCACUUUUCGGAGUGGCGUUUUGUUGUAGCCACCCAAAGGCACACUUGUGUACUAGUCAUGCUAUGACAACUAUCAGCAUUCUGAGUGCCACCUGAUAGAUUUGUGGACAAAAUUUGAGAGAGGCGGGCCUUUUGCGCACACAGAACAAGUUCAAGAUAUCUUGAAAAAUGGGAGCAAAAACAAAAUUGUUGUGGUUAUAUAUAUUUUUGCUCACAUUUUUCACAAACCAAUGCAUUUAAACUGCACUUUUGGAGGGGCCUUUUGUUGUAGCCACCCUAAGGCUCACCUGUGCACUAAUCAUGCUGUGUAGUAUCAAUAUUAUCAGAAUUAAAAGUGCUCCCGAGGCUUGUGGACAAUAUUUGGGAGAGACAGGCCUUUUGCGUACAUGGAACAACUUCCAGAUCUCGUGAAAAAUGGGAGCAAAAACAAAAGUGUUGCGUUUAUGUUAUUUUGCACUGCAAUGUAAAGAGUUCUUCAGCCACCAGCCGCCUGAACUCACCAUGAACCAGGUGGACCCUGAGGCUACGUCAACUUCUUUUUUUUUUAACGCAUAUUUUUCAGUGGGUUUUGGCCUCACGCCCCACACGCAAAUGCAGCUUUUUGUCCUUCAAAACUGAGCUUUUAGAAAAGUUUUUCCUGCUGUGGGCUCCGUGGACGCACCUCACAUCUCACCAUAUCGGCCAACAGAGGCUGUGGUUGCUUUUUCAGGCUUCCGAUUGGCCAAAAUGCGCAUGACAGCCGGUGAAUGUGUUUUUAUUUGGGCAGAGACUGUUUUUGUUCUAAAAACAACACUGGUGUGGAUGGGCGGGGCAAAUGUGGCCUAAGUGGUUUGAUUCCGACACACUGUGACCUCCAAAUGUGUCCUGGUACGUUUGCUGCAUGAGAUAUAAAACAGUAAAAACUGCAUGUGCAGCCUCAGCAGGGCUGAUGUCUGUGGCUUAUUUCCUGAUUGGCUGGAAUUAAAGGACUUGUAUUUCA
Molecule: messenger RNA, 7478 nt
Organism: Dunckerocampus dactyliophorus (ringed pipefish)
Lineage: Eukaryota; Metazoa; Chordata; Actinopteri; Syngnathiformes; Syngnathidae
Gene: slc41a1
Product: solute carrier family 41 member 1
Exons: 12
Coding region: 810-2471 (553 amino acids)
Biological process (GO): monoatomic cation transport
Cellular component (GO): plasma membrane
Molecular function (GO): monoatomic cation transmembrane transporter activity
Source: RefSeq, a predicted model, not a curated record